Dendrobium catenatum is the source of this 988-nucleotide messenger RNA. RefSeq names its product vesicle-associated membrane protein 727. Gene Ontology annotation, cellular component: membrane. The transcript is spliced from 5 exons. Bases 1 to 714 code for a protein of 237 amino acids. Gene Ontology annotation, biological process: vesicle-mediated transport. Lineage: Eukaryota; Viridiplantae; Streptophyta; Magnoliopsida; Asparagales; Orchidaceae. The record is from RefSeq and is a predicted model, not a curated record.
AUGAGCAAGCAACCAUUGAUUUACAGUUUCGUGGCAAAGGGCACAGUUGUGCUGGCGGAGCACACAUCGUUUUCCGGGAAUUUCAGUACCAUUGCGAUCCAGUGCCUGCAGAAGCUGCCUCCCAAUAAUAACAAGUUCACCUAUUCGUGUGAUGGUCAUACCUUCAGCUUCUUAGUUGAUAGAGGAUUUGUUUUUCUUGUUGUAGCUGAUGAAGCAGUUGGGAGGAGCAUGCCAUUUGUAUUUCUUGAGCGGAUUCGAGAUGACUUUAUGCGGCGAUAUGAAUCAAGCAUUAAUGCUGACGGUUCUCACCCACUUAUUGAUGAAGAAGAUGAUGAUCUUUUUGAAGAUAGAUUCAGCAUAGCGUACAAUCUUGACAGGGAAUUUGGUCCAAAACUGAAAGAGCACAUGCAAUAUUGCAUAAGCAACCCUGAAGAAAUCAGCAGAUUGUCCAAACUGAAGGCUCAGAUUACGGAAGUUAAAGGAAUAAUGAUGGAUAAUAUUGAGAAGGUUCUUGAUCGUGGGGAGAAGAUUGAACUUUUGGUUGAUAAGACUGAAAGCUUACAGUUUCAGGCUGACAGCUUUCAGAGACAAGGGAGGCAGCUUCGCCGAAAAAUGUGGCUUCAGAACCUCAGAUUCAAGCUAAUGGUAGCAGGUGGUCUCAUCUUUUUCUUACUUGUUGUUUGGUUGUUGGCCUGCAGAGGGUUCAAAUGCUAGUUCAGUGAAGGAGGAGCGUAUGGUUCUUGCAAAUCUCUUUUAUGGGAUCCUUCAGGUCUGUAUAAAGUGGAAUAUGCUCUUAUUGAAGAACGAAUUGUGGAAUAUUUGAAACAAAAAAAAAAAAGGUUAAGUGCUGAAAAUAUGAAAUAUAUCAUGUAAAGCUGCUUGUCGUUUUAGCCUGAAUUUAGAUGUUUUUUGAGCUACUUUUUAUGGAUUAUUGUGGUUUAUAUCAUAAAAUCAUUUAGAAAGGUGGUAUGUAGUAGCAUAUUGUGAU